GUAAAAAAGUGUUAAUUGGAAAACACAACAUUUCAAAUCAAUUAAAAUGAAGUUUUUUAUUAGCUAUAAGACUAUGUCCUUACUAGGUUUUUUUUUAAUCAUGGUAACAUUGGUGUCACAAGUUCAAAGCAGUCCUUGCUCAAGCACAUUUUUCUCAUCACUUGUGCAACUCAUUCCUUGUAGGGGAGCAGUUGCUCCUUUUAGUCCAAUUCCACCCAAUGAUUCUUGUUGUAAUGCCCUUAGGGCUUUAGGGCAACCAUGUUUGUGUGUUCUUGUUAAUGGUCCUCCAAUUUCUGGUGUUGAUCGUAACAUGGCUUCUCAACUUCCAGACAAGUGUGCUACAAGCUUUGAUCCUUGUGAAAUCAUGUGAUGAAGUGAAGUUGAAGAGCAUGAAGUUGGAAUGCCAUUAGAAAUAAGCGUUUAUUUUAGGCGUAAUUUAUGUACUGGUUCCAAAAAUAACGUUCCAAUAAUCAUGGGAUUAUGUUUUAAGUC
Medicago truncatula (barrel medic) is the source of this 492-nucleotide messenger RNA. RefSeq names its product protein LIM1. Gene Ontology annotation, molecular function: fatty acid binding. The transcript has 2 exons. The record is from RefSeq and is a predicted model, not a curated record. Bases 47 to 370 code for a protein of 107 amino acids. Lineage: Eukaryota; Viridiplantae; Streptophyta; Magnoliopsida; Fabales; Fabaceae. Gene Ontology annotation, biological process: systemic acquired resistance.